AUGCCACACGAAGGAAGCACGAGGGCUGGCAUACUGCCAGGUUGCCCAAGCCUAGACAGGGAAAGUCGAGAGGCCAGAGGUCGGGUUCGAACCACGGACCUUCCGGUCUGGGAAGUUACCCGCCACCUACUGAAUCUUUACGACUUGUGGCGUCGUUUUGAUGAAGCCAAUGAGAUGCCCAAUUUGUUGCUGAAGAAGAUUCCCCGUCCGGUGGUUCAACCACCUCACAAUCCACAAUCAUCCUCUUUCCCCAAUUCAUCCAAUGUCCAACCAAAUGCGAUUACCGGCGGCGGCAGUGGAGCCAGCCAAUCGUCGGCCAGCCUGAGCGGGGGAGGUGGACAAGGUCAACAACCGCCUCCGCCUCCAGGCCAUACUGCAGCUCAGCUCCUUGCCGCUACAACCGUGGGAGGAGCCGGCAGUAGUGGGGGUGGCUCCAACAUAAUUACCGAAGCGCAACCGCCGCUGCAUCAUCACAACCAACCCACGAGGACCGCUCCAGGAGGUGGACAGGUAAAAAAAAAUUCGUUCAGCUGUAGCGCCUUUUUGCUGCCUAACUGCCUUGCCACCCGAAGGGAGCAAGAGGGCUGGAAUAGUACCAGGUUGCCUAAGCCUAGACAGGGGAAGUUGAGAGGCAAAGGUCGGGGUUCAAACGUGGACCUUC
This is a messenger RNA of Opisthorchis viverrini, 661 nucleotides long. RefSeq lists its product as hypothetical. The transcript has 3 exons. The record is from RefSeq and is a predicted model, not a curated record. The annotation marks the transcript as partial. NCBI's taxonomy places the organism in Eukaryota, Metazoa, Platyhelminthes, Trematoda, Opisthorchiida, Opisthorchiidae.